AUGCCGUCUAGCUCCAAGGCCGGGGUUAAUGGCAACGAGAAGCACUUGGUCUGUGUCACCGGAGCGGGAAGCUUCAUCGGGUCGUGGGUGGUGAAGGAGCUCCUGGACCGUGGCUACCAUGUCAGGGGAACCGCCAGGGAUCCAGCGGACCGCAAGAACGCGCACCUGCUUGCGCUCGAUGGGGCCGAGGAGAGGCUGACCCUGUGCCGCGCCGACGUCCUGGACUACGGCGGCCUGCGCGCAGCGUUCCAGGGAUGCCGCGGCGUCUUCCACGUCGCCUCCCCGGUGUCCAACGACCCCGAGCUCGUGCGGGCGGCCGUGGAGGGGACGAGGAACGCGAUCAACGCGGCGGCGGACGCGGGCGUGCGGCGCGUGGUGUUCACCUCCUCCUACGGCGCCGUGCACAUGGACCCCAACCGGAGCCCGGACACGGUCGUCGACGAGGCGUGCUGGAGCGACUACGACUACUGCAAACGAACAGGGAACAUGUACUGCUGUGGCAAGAUGAUGGCGGAGAUCGCGGCGACGGAGGAGGCGGCCAAGAGGGGUCUGGAGCUGGCGGUGGUGGUGCCGGCGCCGACGGUGGGGCCCCUGCUGCAGCAGACGGUCAACUUCAGCACUGACCACGUCGCCCGGUACCUGACGGGCGCCAAGAAGGCCUACACGAACGUGGUCACCGCCUACACCGACGUCCGCGACGUCGCCCGCGCGCACGCCCUCGUGUACGAGCACCCCGGCUCGCCGGGCCGCCGCUACCUCUGCGUCGCCGCCGUGCUGCACCGCGCCCAGUUCCUCCAGUUGCUCCGGGACCUUUUCCCGAACUACCCCGUCACCGCCAGGUACGAAGACGAUGGCAAGCCGAUGGCGAGCCCGUACAGGUUCUCGAACCGGAGGCUCAAGGACUUGGGCCUGGAGUUCACUCCCAUAAGGAAAAGUAUGUACGACACAGUGAUAUCCCUGCAGCACAAGGGACACAUACCCCUGCCUGCUCCGGUGCCAAGGCGUGCACGUUUGUAA
Messenger RNA from Lolium rigidum, 1017 nucleotides. RefSeq names its product cinnamoyl-CoA reductase 1-like. The record is from RefSeq and is a predicted model, not a curated record. NCBI's taxonomy places the organism in Eukaryota, Viridiplantae, Streptophyta, Magnoliopsida, Poales, Poaceae. Gene Ontology annotation, biological process: lignin biosynthetic process. The transcript is spliced from 4 exons. Bases 1 to 1017 code for a protein of 338 amino acids. Gene Ontology annotation, molecular function: oxidoreductase activity, acting on the CH-OH group of donors, NAD or NADP as acceptor.